CCCUACCGAUACACAAACUAAAAACAAUUCUAAAUUCUAAAAAAUCUCAAAGCACUUUGCAGAAUCAAGAAAUCCUUUUAGCUUAGAACUCAUUAAGCUUCAAGAAAACAUAACCAACAAAAUGGCUUUUCUGAGAAGUUUCUUGGGUGGUAAACAAGCAAUGCGGAGGAAAUCAUCAUCGACACAAAGAGGAUUCAUGGCUGUUUACGUUGGAGAGAAUGAUGAGACGAAGAAGAGAUAUGUUGUGCCGGUUUCAUAUUUGAACCAGCAUUUGUUUCAAGAACUGCUGAGUAAAUCGGAGGAAGAGUUUGGGUUUGAUCAUCCUAUGGGUGGCUUAAACAUACUGUGCCAUGAAUCUUUGUUCCUCACCCUCACUCUCAGAUUCAAUGAAUUUCAACGACAUUCCAUUUUUAUGAUAUUGUUAUUUGAAGAUAUAUAUAUAUACAAUGUAGAGCAUAGGAAUUUGUUGAUACUUUCCCCAGGAAAUAGUUGAAAUUGUUUCAGUGAGAGGAAUAUUC
This is a messenger RNA of Raphanus sativus (radish), 518 nucleotides long. Its product is annotated as auxin-responsive protein SAUR15-like. NCBI's taxonomy places the organism in Eukaryota, Viridiplantae, Streptophyta, Magnoliopsida, Brassicales, Brassicaceae. The coding region runs from base 122 to 493 and encodes 123 amino acids. The transcript has a single exon. The record is from RefSeq and is a predicted model, not a curated record. Gene Ontology annotation, biological process: response to auxin.